AUGUUUCAGGCGAACUUUCCGGCGGUUGAAUUCCACCACAAACUCCCCAACCCUCUCAAUAUCAUUAACAGAUGUCUUAUUUCGAUCCAAAUCCUCAACAUUUGGCUAUUCAUCGUCUUCCUCGCAACUCCGGGUCUCUUCAUUUACGUCGCUCUUCGCAAUUCCUUGCCGUUCUCCUCGUACAGAACCACCGGCGUCUCCGUCAGAGUUCAGAAAAUCGCCGGAGAAGACGAAACAAUCGCUCAGCCGCUUUACACUGAAGAAUGCCCUUACGGCCGAGUGUACGUCCACGAUCUUCCGCCGGCGUUCAACGAGGACCUGCUCGUCUACAACUGCAGCGAUUUGGAUCCAUGGAAUUGGGUGUGCGGGAUCGCCGUCGACGGCGGCUACGGCCGCCGCGCCACCGAGCUCAGCCGCAUCCUCCCGGAGGAUCUCGCCGAUUUAUGGCACCGCACUAAUCAAUUCUCUCUGGAAUUGAUUUUCCACCGUCGGAUCCUUCAUUACGCCUGCCGCACGGCGGAUCACCGGUCCGCCGCCGCGUUCUACAUCCCGUUCUACGCCGGACUCGCCGUCGGAAAACACCUCCGGUCCGUCGAUCCGUCCGUCCGCGAUUCCGAUUGCCGAUCGAUGAUCCGUUGGAUCAUGAGCCAGAAGCACUGGAACGAUUAUCUCUACGGCGUGGAUCAUUUCACGGCGAUCGGGAGGAUCACGUGGGACUUCCGGCGGAUGACGGAGCCGGAGCAGAAGUGGGGAUCGGCGUUUCUGAACAUGCCGGAGAUGAAGAAGAUCCGACGGCUGAUAAUCGAGAAGGCAUGGGACGACGACUACGACGUAGGUGCACCGUACCCCACCGGAUUCCACCCCACCACCGGGAAAGAUCUCCACCGUUGGAUGGCUUUCGCGCGUGACUACAAUCGCUCCACCCUCUCCACCUUCAUUGCUGGGGUCCACGGCGCAUCCUCCCAAGGGUUCCGUACGGUUCUACACGAUUACUGCCGCAACGAAUCGUCCGGUUCGUGCCGGCUCGUCGACUGCAACCCGGUUCAAUGCUCGACCGACACUUCAUUGGUUAUACAACCGCUUUUAGAGUCCGAGUUUUGCCUGGAACCGUUAGGGGACGGGUUCACCGGCCGGACGGUUUUUGAGUGCAUGAUAGCCGGUUCGAUACCGGUUUUCUUCUGGAAGGGGUCGAGUUUUGAUCAGUACAGUGGGUUCUGGCCGGCCGAUCCGGAGAGCUUCUCGGUUUUCAUUGAACCGGAUGUAAUAAGAAAUGGGAGUUCUUCAAUAAAGCAAGAAUUGGUGAAAUACAGGAAAGAAAUUACGCAGAAAAGGGAGAAAGUUAUAGAGGCAAUUCCAAGAAUAAUUUAUGGGAAUCCUAAAAUGGGAUUAUUGGAUUUUAGGGAUGCUUUUGAUUUUGCUGUUGAUAGGGUUUUGGAGAGUAUAAAGAAGGAAAAACAAUCACUUAAUUUACUUAUGCUAUGA
Molecule: messenger RNA, 1482 nt
Organism: Andrographis paniculata
Lineage: Eukaryota; Viridiplantae; Streptophyta; Magnoliopsida; Lamiales; Acanthaceae
Product: xyloglucan galactosyltransferase XLT2-like
Exons: 1
Coding region: 1-1482 (493 amino acids)
Biological process (GO): xyloglucan biosynthetic process
Molecular function (GO): galactosyltransferase activity
Source: RefSeq, a predicted model, not a curated record